This is a messenger RNA of Phytophthora nicotianae INRA-310, 1827 nucleotides long. Its product is annotated as TKL/DRK protein kinase. The record is from RefSeq and is a predicted model, not a curated record. The coding region runs from base 1 to 1827 and encodes 608 amino acids. Gene Ontology annotation, molecular function: protein kinase activity; ATP binding. Lineage: Eukaryota; Oomycota; Peronosporomycetes; Peronosporales; Peronosporaceae. Gene Ontology annotation, biological process: protein phosphorylation. The transcript has 2 exons.
AUGUUGGUUCGUUGGCGAACUGGUCAACUGCGAGGUUUAACCUCUUCUUCUUCCUCGAGUUCUUCGUUUGUUUUCGAUGGCACCAAUUCCGACAUUGCGCGGCAGCUUUUCACACGUCAUCAAGCAGGUGAUUCCGAUGAUCGAGUCAACCUCACGUCGAUCCCUGCCGCUGUACUAGACCGACUGAAUCCGCUCAAUAUUGACUUCCACGAUCUCCCUGGCCUCGUCCAACGUGCUGUGCUCUGGGACACAGGCUUUUCCAUUUCACCCGGUAAUGAUCCCGUUCAGAUCUGGACCAUGCACAAUCACUCGAUGGCCGAUCUAGCAGUGCCAAAGUACCAAGUCACCAAUGUGGACUGCACGUAUCUCAAUUGUUCUCAGCCUAAUGGAGUGACAGCUCACUAUAGUCAGUACUGCACGGGCUGGCAAAUGCUCAACGUUUCUCGCUGUGUGGCUGACGUCUUCGAAGAUCCUGGAGCUGGAACUUAUCUAGGGAUGAUGUGGUCAGUCGGAGGUGACCCAGAUAUGACCCCGUUAAUUCGACUGAGAGACCACACGUGGACACAAGACAUUGCCGAGUUUGGUGGCAACAUCACCUUCUCCGUCUACGUGGUGCACACGGUGCCUCAUGAGCUUGAUCCAGCUUGGAACGAGUGUCCACAUGAUGAAAGUUACGCGUCAUUGACUGUACCUUGCCACAGAAGAGAUGAGUAUUCGGACGAGGAGGUAGCGGCUAAUAUGACGAAGCCAACUGGAAGUGCGUGGGUGAACACUUGGCUUGAGACGGAGUUUGCUAGAGAAAAAUCCGAGUUCGACACGAUGCUUUUGGUCCCGAUUAUAGUAGGCAUUCUAUUCGUCUUGUGGUUCUGUUGGCAGUGCAGAUCUAAGCAGAAAUUAUCAACUGCUAGAGGCGACACACGCAGGUCUUCGCUGUCCAAUCCGAACUACUGCAGUCCAAACGUGAACCAGACCCUUCAAAUUCUAUUCGGGAGCGAAUAUCUACAAGGAAAACGUAUUUCUUUCGAGAAUUUGAGUUUCAGAAGACUGGCUUCUAGAGGAGCUUCUGGGGAGAUCUGGGUCUGCGAGUACAAUGGACGACAAGUAGCAGCUAAGAGACUACACACCAAAGACUUAAAUGCCGUGAAGGUGCAAGCAUUUGCUGAAGAAAUUGAGCUGACUGCGAGGCUUGUUCACCCGAAUAUCGUUGAAUUCAUCGGUGUAGUGUGGAAUAGUCUCAGUAAUCUCACCAUGGUGAUCGAAUUCUACCCUAAAGGAUGUCUACAAGACUACCUGCACAAGAACAAGAACCUCUUAUCGUGGGGUCAAGAAAAGAUGCGUAUUACUGUUGGAAUCGCAAAAGCGCUGGAAUAUCUACACGCCCACAGUCCUCCUUUGAUCCAUCGCGAUGUCAAGUCAAAUAACGUUUUGAUCUCGAAUGAAUUGGAGCCGAAACUGAUCGACUUUGGUGUGAGUCGUGUCGUUCUGGACCUCACAAUGACAGCUGGAAUAGGUACACCAUUCUGGACUGCACCUGAGGUUUUGGAAGGGGAUCGCUACACGGAGCAAGCAGAUAUUUAUUCUUUUGGUGUUGUGUUAUCCGAGUUGGAUAUGUGCAAGACUCCGUAUACUGAUGCGGUGACGGAAGGUGGAAGUAAGGCACGGCAUUUCCAAAUCCUACAGGAAGUCAUGGCCGGUGAAUUGCGUCCAAACUUCUCAGAGGACUGUCCUUCAAGAGUUCUGCGAGUUGCUAUGGCAUGCCUCUCACUCGAUCCAUCGAGUCGUCCAACUGCAAGUGAGGUUAUACGUCAACUAGAUUUCCGCGUGUAA